This is a messenger RNA of Prosopis cineraria, 1627 nucleotides long. RefSeq names its product ras-related protein RABC2a-like. NCBI's taxonomy places the organism in Eukaryota, Viridiplantae, Streptophyta, Magnoliopsida, Fabales, Fabaceae. Gene Ontology annotation, molecular function: GTP binding; GTPase activity. Bases 172 to 810 code for a protein of 212 amino acids. The transcript is spliced from 6 exons. The record is from RefSeq and is a predicted model, not a curated record.
UUCCCUCAACCGAAACUCACCUCACCUCCUCGUCACCUUCUUCUUGUAUGUAUCAUCCAUUCUCCUCCUUCCUCUACCCUCUGGUUCUGCUCUUUUCUUCUUCUUCCUCCUCAUCAUAAUAAUCAUGGCGGCAUCGUUACUGUAACAUUUUCUGAAACCUUUUUCACAAAGAUGGGUUCUGGUUCCAAAGUUGGGAAUAGCAGUCUUGAUUACUCCUUCAAGGUUUUGCUGAUUGGCGAUUCUGGGGUUGGCAAGAGCAGUCUUCUUCUCAGCUUCAUCUCUAACUCUGUUCACGAUCUCUCUCCAACUAUCGGUGUGGACUUCAAGAUCAAGUUCCUUACAGUUGGUGGUAAAAGAUUGAAACUUACUAUUUGGGACACAGCGGGCCAGGAGAGGUUUGGAACAGUGAUAAGCUCUUACUACAGAGGUGCGCAUGGAGUCAUUCUUGUCUAUGAUGUGACACGGCGUGAAACAUUUAAAAACUUGAAGGACUUAUGGGUGAAAGAAGUUGAACUCUACAGCACUAAUCCUGAGUGCAUCAAAGUUCUAGUUGGGAAUAAGGUGGAUAAGGAUAGUGAAAGAGUUGUAACCAAGGAAGAGGGUAUGGCUCUUGCACAGAAACAUAGAUGUUUGUUCCUAGAGUGUAGUGCUAAAACUAGAGAAAACGUUCAGCAAUGCUUUAAUGGUCUCUCCUUGAAGAUAUUAGAGGUUCCGAGUUUACGGGAAAAGGGGUCUUUAGUAGUGAAGAGACAAAAACAAAUGCACACGCGUGAGAGGAUGCAUCGAGGUGGAGGCUGUUGUUUAGAGUAAAUAUGGUACAACAAGAAGACGUUUUUUUUUUUGGUUGCCCACCCGGUUCACAAGAGCUGUGCCCUAACUACAUCUGGAUCUGACCCGCGUCGUGCACCUAGCUUUGGUGGAUGAGUCUCCUAGCGGAAAUUUUCUGCAUACACAAGGCUCGAACUCAAGACUUUGUUUAAGCUGAAUUGAGUUGCUUACCAUUCGGACCAACUCCUGUUGGUAACAAGAAGACACGUUAGAUUCCACACUAGAGUUACUAGAAAACAGGUAGUAUUUUAUUCAUAUCACACAGGAUCCAAUAGUCCAGAAGAUUAUUACGUCUUUGAUAUUUUUUCAAGCCUAUUGUCAUAAAUUUCUCAAGUAGUGUGACUUAGAGCAGGGAAAACAGGGCUGGCCUGUUUAACUCAAGUGCUGGGCCUGAGGUUGAUAGGCCUCAAGGGUUAUUUGGGCCAGAUCUGCUGUCAAUAUCUUUUGGUCUCAGCCAAUCUGGUUGUUUGGGUGAUCGAAACUUUGUGCUUUAGCUUUGGGAAAAUGUCAAGUACAUGUUAUGUAAAUGUGUGCUAUGAUAUCCAUUUUAAAUGUGUGAAAGUAAGUCUUGAAUCUGGCUUGUUAGAUAAGCCACAGAAAUAUACGUUUUGUAUUAUUUUUGUUUGUUGAUUUUACUUCUCCUUUUGGGCGAGUGAUGGAUUUGUAUUUCUUGAACCUCAGUUCUUAUAGCCCCAGAAAUCGAUACUUAUGCUUGUUACAGUAUCCAUUUUUGAAGCUGUUAUAAAGCUUCAUCUUUGGUCAAGUCAAUAGCGGAAGAUCUUCAUGUAUUCUUUUUAUC